AUUUUUGCAGGGGCCUGCUGUAACUUCAUCAACAGGGGUCAGUUGGGCAAAUGGGACAUCGUUGGACCAAGGUGAGCCGUUUAAAACAAGCUGAUUACAAUGCCAAAAACAAUGCUUUUGAUUUCUUGCAGUUCUUCAAAUGUCGUAUGGGAGAUGUGAAAGAUCAUCAGGACCGACAUGUGGAAUUUGCCAGCAGAAACGUUCACCAUAUAACUACCAUACAGAGCUGGGAGGAAAAACUAACAGAGGCAACCAGGGAUGGAAAGAUACUUGUUGCAAAUUUCAGUGCACCGUGGUCAGGUCCUUGUAGAUCAAUAGCACCAAUCUACUGCGAGCUUGCAGAUAAAUAUCCUUCUUUCAUGUUUCUAACUGUGGAUGUCGAUGCGCUUGCAGAGUUCAGUACUUCAUGGGAUAUCAAUGCUACUCCAACAUUCUUUUUUCUUAAAGAUGGAAGGCAGGUGGACAAAUUUGUAGGUGCUGACAAGGUAGAACUCCCAAAGAAGAUAGCAGCAGUUGCUAAUCUCACAAGCAGGUUUUGA
Messenger RNA from Durio zibethinus, 539 nucleotides. NCBI's taxonomy places the organism in Eukaryota, Viridiplantae, Streptophyta, Magnoliopsida, Malvales, Malvaceae. The record is from RefSeq and is a predicted model, not a curated record.